This is a messenger RNA of Chenopodium quinoa (quinoa), 1504 nucleotides long. Its product is annotated as probable indole-3-pyruvate monooxygenase YUCCA10. The record is from RefSeq and is a predicted model, not a curated record. The transcript is spliced from 4 exons. Lineage: Eukaryota; Viridiplantae; Streptophyta; Magnoliopsida; Caryophyllales; Amaranthaceae. Bases 353 to 1504 code for a protein of 383 amino acids. Gene Ontology annotation, molecular function: flavin adenine dinucleotide binding; N,N-dimethylaniline monooxygenase activity; NADP binding.
UCUCCCUCUAAAACAUACCAAAUUCAUCAUUAUUUAAGAUAAAAAAUUACUAAGUUUACCAAAAUUAAUUGUCAUAUUCCAUAAGAAGAUUGUCUUUAAGUUUUGGACAAUCUUACAACACAACCCCUAUAUAUAUAUAUUCUAAACAACUUGGAGUAUUAAUCCUAAAUACAUUAUAUAAUCAUCAAUUUAUCCUCGAGUCAAAGAAAUAACUAGUUCAAAGUCCAAUUUCUUCAUUUGAAUUUCAAUUGACAUAUCUUUCAAUUCAGUCAAUUUCUGUAAAAUUUCUCUCUUCUAUUUUUUUUUUUUUUUUUUUUUUUUUAAAAAAAAAAGAGAAAUCUAACAAAUUUUUAUGGAAGAAACAUUAGUCCUUGUAGUAGGGGCGGGACCAGCAGGACUUGGCAUUGCUGCAUGCUUAACCAAAAAAUCUAUCCCAUACAUUCUUCUUGAAAAAGAAGAUUGUUGUGCUUCUCUUUGGAAGAAACGUGCAUAUGAUCGAUGCCACCUUCAUUUAGCAAAAGAAUUUUGCUCAUUACCCUUUAAGCCUCAUGCACCACAAGCUAAUAAAUACAUGGGCAAGGAUGAUUUCAUUGAAUACAUUGAUGAUUAUGUUUUAGACUUCGAUAUUAGACCGCGCUACUAUCACUCAGUUGAAUCUGCAUCAUUUGACGAAGCUACGGGCAAGUGGCUAGUUAAAGCCAGGGAUAUCUUAGUAAAGGCAACUAAAGUCUUUGUCGCUAGUUUUCUGGUUGUUGCAACAGGUGAAAAUGGCAAGAGUUACAUACCUGAUAUCUCUGGAUUGAAAGAUUAUAAGGGAGAUGUCAUGCACUCUAGUGAAUAUAAGUGUGGUCGUGAGUUUCAAGAUAAGGAUGUUUUGGUCGUUGGAUGUGGUAAUUCUGGGAUGGAAAUAAGUUAUGAUUUAUGCAAUUCAGGAGCCAAAACUUCAAUUGUUAUUAGAAAUCCGGUUCAUGUAGUUGCAAGGGAAAUGAUCUUUGUUGGAAUGCAUUUGCUAAAAUACAUCCCCGUAUCAACGGUGGAUGCUAUAGUCACUUUUGCUAGCAAGUUGAAGUAUGGAAACUUGUCCAAUUAUGAAAUUCAUCGACCAAAUGAAGGUCCCUUUUUUCUGAAGGCAACCAAAGGAAGGAGCCCAGUUCUUGACGUGGGAACUGUUGCUAAAAUUCAAUCUGGUGACAUUAAGGUUUUACAAGGAAUUUCGAGGAUUAAUAAGACCAAAGUCAUAUUUGAAGAUGAUGUUGAAUUAGCCUUUGACGCAAUAAUAUUUGCAACUGGAUUUAAAAGCACAGCAUGUGAUUGGUUAAAGGAUUAUGAUUAUAUACUGAAUAAUAAUGGAUUUCCAAAGAAUCGUUUCCCCAAUCACUGGAAAGGAAAAAAUAAGUUGUAUUGUGCUGGAUUAUCAAGAAUGGGAAUACAAGGUGCAUCAAAGGAUGCCAUAGUGAUUACCAAUGAUAUUGAGAUGGUUGUGAGAGCUAUGAUUGCCCCCUAA